AAAAACAUUUUACAAUCGUUACAAAAAAAAUACAUAUACAGACUUAUUUAGAAUCGGUAAUCAAACCCUAAAAGGAAGCUCUGAUUCUAAUCAAACCCUAAGGAAAGCUCUCACGCCGGUCUUUUGUUAUAACACGCUCUCCCUUGUUGUGUUCUCACUCUCUCCUUCUCUACGACGCCGCGCGCUUUCUCUAGAACUCUCGAUUGAUUCCUCUCCGAGAUAAGAAAAUAUCUUGACCUGGAUUUGAUUUAUUCGGAAGGAUUUUUGAAACCGACCCUGUAAUUUGUCAAUGGGUCGGAAGAAGCCGAGUACUCGUGGUGGAGAAGAUGAGCAGCCACCCGCUGCUGCGUCAUCUCUCGUUGGUGCUACUAAAUCUAAGAAGAAGGCUGUUAAAAUCGAUGACGAUGAGUACUCCAUAGGUACUGAGGAGCCAAGAGUUGAGGAAGAAGAUAAGGUUGUUGUUAUCACUGGGAAGAAGAAGGGUAAGAAAGGUAAUAAGAAGCAGCAGGACGACGAUGAUGAGUUUACUGUUGCCGAGGAAGACGAUGUUCCUGAGAUUGCUUUUGUAGGGAAGAAGAAGUCCAAAGGUAAGAAGGGUGGUGGUGGUGGCGGCGCUGUUAGCUUUGCUUUGCUUGAUGAUGAAGAUGAUAAGGAGGAUAAUGAUUCUGAUGGUACUGAGCUCUCUGAGGAGCCUAGAGUUGAGGAAGAAGAUAAGGUUGUUGUUAUCACUGGGAAGAAGAAGGGUAAGAAAGGUAAUAAGAAGCAGCAGGACGACGAUGAUGAGUUUCCUCUUGCCGAGGAAGACGAUGUUCCUGAGAUUGCUUUUGUAGGGAAGAAGAAGUCCAAAGGUAAGAAGGGUGGCGGUGGUGGCGGCGCUGUUAGCUUUGCUUUGCUUGAUGAUGAAGAUGAUAAGGAGGAUAAUGAUUCUGAUGGUGACAAAGAUGAUGAGCCAGUUAUAAGUUUUACUGGUAAGAAAAAGAAAUCCUCCAAAUCUUCUAAGACGACCACUAAUUCCUUUAGCGCCGCUUUGCUUGAUGACAACGAAGAAGAAGAUGAGACAAAUACUAAGAGUGUAAGGACAGAUAAUGAUUCUGAUGGUGACAAAGAUGAUGAGCCAGUUAUAAGUUUUACUGGUAAGAAAAAGAAAUCCUCCAAAUCUUCUAAGACGACCACUAAUUCAUUUAGCGCCGCUUUGCUUGAUGACAACGAAGAAGAAGAUGAGACAGUGGAAGACGAAGAGAGCCCUGAAAUCACGUUUUCAGGUAAGAAGAAAUCUUCUAAAAAGAAGGGUAGCAGUGUUUUGCCCUCACUAGGUGAUGACUCAAUUGCUGACGAAACUAGCCAAGCUAAAACUUCUGAUACUAAGAGUGUGGAGGUUGUUGAAACUGGAGAGAGUAAGAAAAAGAAGAAGAAUAAUAAGAGUAGAAGGACAGUACAGGAAGAGGAUGAUUUGGACAAACUUCUUGCAGAACUUGGAGAAGCCCCUGCUGCUGCUUCAUCCAAAGAAGAGAAAGUUCAAGCUCAGCCUGAGCCAGUUGCACCGGUAGAUAAUGCUGCUGAGAAGGAAGGAGAAGAAGAGACUGUUGAGAGUGCUGCAGCAAAGAAGAAGAAAAAGAAGAAGGAGAAAGAGAAGGAAAAAAAAGCAGCAGCUGCUGCCGCUGCAACCUCUUCUGUAGAGGCUAAGGAGGAAAGACCAGAAGAAUCAGUAACUGAGGAACAACAGCCGAAGAAGAAGGAUGCAAAGGGUAAAGCAGCAGAGAAGAAAAUUCCCAAACAUGUUAGAGAGAUGCAAGAGGCUCUUGCACGGCGGCAAGAAGCCGAAGAGCGAAAAAAGAAGGAAGAAGAAGAAAAAUUGAGAAAGGAGGAAGAGGAGCGCCGCAGGCAGGAAGAGCUUGAGGCGAAAGCUGAGGAGGCUAAGCGUAAGAGAAAGGAAAAGGAAAAGGAGAAAGUCUUGAGGAAGAAGCAAGAGGGCAAGCUUCUAACUGCAAAACAAAAGACUGAAGCUCAGAAGAGGGAGGCUUUUAAGAAUCAGAUCCUGGCUGCUGGUGGAGGUCUUCCUGUUGCAGAUAAUGAUGGUGAGGCUACUUCUUCAAAGCGUCCCAUUUAUGUCAACAAGAAAAAAUCAUCUCGCCAGAAAGGCAAUGACACUUCUAUUCAGGUGGAAGAUGAGGUAGAGCCAAAAGAGAAUCAUGCAGGUGAACCAGUUCCUUUAGGUGAAGUGGGUUCAGCAGACACUGAAAAGGUUGAUUUAAUAGAGUCAGCAAACACAGAUGAGAAAUCACAACCUGCUGAUGUAGCUCAGGAGAAUGAGAAUGGGGUUGAGGAAGAUGAUGAAGAAGAUGAGUGGGAUGCAAAAAGCUGGGAUACUGUUGAUCUUAACCUUAAAGGUGAUUUUGAUGAUGAAGAUGAAGAAGCUCAGCCUGUGGUUAAGAAAGAAUUACAAGAUGCUGUAUCAAAGGCACAUGAUUCAGACCCUGAAGCUGAAAAACCAACAGCUAAACCAGCAGGUAUGGGCAAGCCAACAACAGCUGCUGUAAAAGCUGUGCAUGAAGUGGAAGAUGAUACACAGAAAAAACGAGCUCCCCGAGCAAAAGAGGCCUCUAAGAAGGGUAAAGGUGUAGCUCCGAGUGAAUCUAUAGAGGGUGAGGAAAAUCUGCGGUCUCCCAUUUGCUGCAUCAUGGGUCAUGUCGAUAGUGGUAAAACAAAGCUGUUGGAUUGCAUCAGAGGAACAAAUGUACAGGAAGGCGAGGCUGGAGGUAUUACUCAGCAGAUUGGUGCAACAUAUUUCCCUGCGGAAAACAUCCGAGAGAGGACCAGGGAACUGAAAGCUGAUGCAAGACUCAAAGUGCCAGGUCUAUUGGUUAUUGAUACACCUGGCCACGAGUCCUUCACGAAUCUGCGGUCAAGAGGUUCAAGUUUGUGUGACCUUGCAAUUUUGGUGGUUGAUAUAAAGGCUGGGUUACAGCCACAGACCAUAGAAUCGCUAAAUCUUUUGAGAAUGAGGAAUACAGAGUUCAUUAUUGCAUUGAAUAAGGUGGAUAGGCUAUAUGGAUGGCAAACAUGCAAGAAUGCUCCCAUCGUGAAAUCACUGAAGCAACAACCUAAAGAUGUUAUAAGUGAAUUUAACGUGGAACUGAAAAAGGUUAAAAACCAGUUCCAGGAGCAAGGACUCAACACUGAGCUUUAUUACAAGAAUAAAGAAAUGGGAGAAACUUUCAGUAUUGUUCCUACUAGUGCUGUUAGUGGGGAAGGGGUCCCAGAUCUCUUGCUGUUGUUGGUUCAAUGGGCUCAGAAAACAAUGGUUGAGAAACUUACAUAUGUCGACGAAGUGCAGUGUACUGUCCUGGAGGUCAAAGUUAUUGAAGGCCAUGGAACAACGAUUGAUGUUGUGUUGGUAAACGGUGAACUCCAUGAAGGUGAUAAAAUCGUCGUUUGUGGGCUACAGGGACCUAUUGUCACAACGAUUAGAGCAUUACUGACUCCUCAUCCAAUGAAGGAGUUACGGGUGAAGGGUACUUAUCUGCAUUACAAAGAAAUAAAGGCUGCACAGGGUAUCAAGAUUACUGCCCAGGGCCUUGAACACGCAAUUGCUGGUACUGCCCUGCAUGUGGUUGGACCUGAUGAUGACAUCGAGACAAUUAAGGAGUCGGCUAUGGAAGAUAUGGAGUCAGUUUUGAGUAGGAUUGACAUAGGUGGUGAAGGAGUCUAUGUCCAAGCGUCUACAUUAGGGUCAUUAGAAGCAUUGCUUGAGUACCUGAAGUCCCCAGCUGUAAAGAUACCAGUCAGUGGUAUUGGCAUAGGGCCUGUGCAUAAGAAGGAUAUAAUGAAGGCGGGAGUUAUGCUGGAGAGGAAAAAGGAAUAUGCUACGAUUUUGGCUUUUGACGUUAAAGUGACUACAGAGGCUAGUGAGCUUGCUGAGGAUAUGGGAGUUAAAAUUUUCUGCGCUGAUAUCAUCUAUCAUCUUUUCGAUCUAUUUAAGGGUUACAUUGAAAAUAUCAAAGAGGAGAAAAAGAAGGAAUCAGCCGAGGAAGCAGUCUUCCCUUGUGUCCUUAAGAUUUUACCUAACUGUGUGUUCAAUAAGAAAGACCCAAUAGUCCUUGGAGUUGAUGUCGUCGAGGGUAUACUUAAGAUUGGGACCCCCAUUUGUGUCCCAGGCAGAGAGUUCAUAGAUAUUGGCCGCAUUGCAUCUAUUGAGAACAACCACAAGCCUGUUGACUAUGCAAAGAAGGGCGACAAGGUGGCGAUAAAGAUUGUUGGUUCGAAUGCGGAAGAGCAGAAGAUGUUUGGAAGGCACUUUGACAUGGAAGAUGAACUUGUGAGUCACAUUUCGAGGAGAUCUAUUGACAUACUCAAAAAGGAUUUCCGGGAUGAAUUAGAGUUGGAUGAGUGGAAGCUAGUUGUGAAACUAAAGAACAUCUUCAAGAUACAGUAGAUUCCCUGAACAUUCAAAUGUAUACUCUUGAGCUUCAAACACUCACACGCCUUGUUAUGCCGUGUCUGCGUCGAUGCAGAACAAACAAAUUCAUCUUCCUGCUUCUAACCGAAGCAUUCACAGAAGAUAUGAGAUUAAAGAGAGACAAAAGNUUUUUUUUUUUUUUUUUUUUUUUUUUUUUUUUUUUUUUUUUUUUUGUCUUCUCCCUGAAAAGUGCUGAAUAAUUGGUUCAUCAACCUUCAUGCUGGCAAAAUUGCAGGGAAAGAAGAGCCUUUUGAGUCUUCGUGAUAUACAAAUAUCAUCAUCCUUAUAUGCCUUUUUGACUU
Camelina sativa (false flax) is the source of this 4758-nucleotide messenger RNA. NCBI's taxonomy places the organism in Eukaryota, Viridiplantae, Streptophyta, Magnoliopsida, Brassicales, Brassicaceae. The record is from RefSeq and is a predicted model, not a curated record.